AUGCAGCUCUCCAGAAGCUCCCUGUUCCAGGUGUGUUUAAGUCUGGUGGCUACCAUUGGUUCCUGCCACUGUAAACCUAUCAACAAUGACAUCAGAAGGAACAUGGAGGAACUCUACUCUCAGCUCUCAGAGGACCUUCUGGAAGAGGAAGAGACAGAUUCGAGGAUGGAGAACCUCCUGGGAACCAUGAAGGAGGGUUUUCUGAGACAGCUCAACUUGUCAGACGUUCCUCAGGAGCACAGCAAGAUCAUCCCCCCUCAGUUCAUGAUGGAACUGUACAACAAGUAUGCCUCGGACACCUCGGCAGCCCCUCAGUCUGAUGUCAUACGAAGCUUCACUGUGCAAGAUUUUACUCUCUCUAUGACGAAUGGGACAAAGUCAAAGUACAGGCUGCAGUUCAACAUCAGCAUCCCCAGCCAUGAAAAGAUCACAACUGCUGAGCUGCAGCUUUUCUUCUUCCCAAACUUCAGGCCAAGAGUCACCUCCCACAGUUUCAAGAUCAUGGUUAAAGUCUACGAAGUCGAUACGAACAAUUUCACAUCCUCGGCCCAACUGCUGGUGGGCAAAGAGGUGGCAGGCUCUCAGAGCACAUGGACAACGUUUGAUGUGACCACGGCUAUUCAGAGCUGGAUCAAGUCAGGCCCUGCACCAACUGUUUUUGACGUAGCGGUGGAUAUGAAAGAUUGUGGGGAUUCUGGAAGCGGGGCGGCAGGGGCCAGCUGUUUAAACAUGAGCGUGUCCGUCGGCGAUAAUACCUCUGCGGCUUUGAUUGUCUUCUCAAAUGACCUCAGUAACAGGAGGAGGGAGAUGAAGAAGGAACUAAGAGAGAUGAUCCUUCAUGAAGAAGAAACCAUCCUACAUUCAGGGGCUGACUGGAACAGAGGAUAUCAGCUACCAAACGAGAUCCCUGAUUCUCAGCACCCACAGAGAACAAAAAGACGAGCACCGAGGGAAUACUGCCGGCGGACCUCGCUCAAGGUCAACUUUAAAGACAUUGGCUGGGACAGCUGGAUAGUGGCGCCUCGGGAAUAUGAUGCCUUUGAAUGUCGCGGCCAGUGUUACCAUCCACUGACGGAUGAGUCAUCUCCAUCAAAACACGCCCUUAUCCAGACGCUGAUGAACAUCAGGGACCCCAAGAAGGCCAACAUGGCAUGCUGCGUCCCAAUCCAACUUGACCCCAUCACAGUCAUGUACCAGGAGAAUGGGCGCAUCACUAUAAGAUAUCUGUAUGAAGAGAUGAAGGUAGCAGAGUGUGGCUGCAGGUAG
Pundamilia nyererei is the source of this 1266-nucleotide messenger RNA. RefSeq names its product growth differentiation factor 2 (gene gdf2). Gene Ontology annotation, cellular component: extracellular region. Gene Ontology annotation, molecular function: cytokine activity; growth factor activity. The record is from RefSeq and is a predicted model, not a curated record. The transcript has 2 exons. Bases 1 to 1266 code for a protein of 421 amino acids. Gene Ontology annotation, biological process: BMP signaling pathway. Lineage: Eukaryota; Metazoa; Chordata; Actinopteri; Cichliformes; Cichlidae.